AUGAGUGAUAACUUAAUGGACAAAGUUAAUGCUCUCGGUGAGCGCCUCAAAAUUGGUGGAUCUGAGGUCAGCCAGAAGAUUACCGCAGGCAUGAGUUCCAUGAGUUUCAAGAUGAAGGAGUUCUUUCAAGGUCCUAACCAAGCUGAUAAUCUCGUUGAGGAAGCAACAGCCGAGUCUCUAGAUGAACCUGAUUGGGCUACAAAUCUUGAACUCUGUGACAUGAUUAACCAUGAAAAAAUCAGCAGUAUUGACAUGAUUCGUGCCAUAAAGAAAAGAAUCAUGCUGAAGAACGCUAGGGUUCAGUACUUAACUCUAGUGUUACUCGAGACUGUAGUCAAGAACUGUGAGAAGGCCUUUUCUGAAGUUGCUGCAGAAAGAGUGCUUGAUGAAAUGGUGAAGAUGAUUGAUGAUCCCCAAACUGUUGUCAAUAACCGAAACAAAGCUCUAAUUUUAAUUGAAGCAUGGGGAGAGUCUACUGAAGAGCUCCGGUAUCUUCCUGUUUAUGAAGAAACAUACAAGAGUUUGAAAUCAAGAGGAAUACGAUUCCCUGGACGUGAUUCCGAGAGCUUGGCUCCUAUAUUCACACCCCCUCGUUCCAUUCCACCUUCGGAAUCAUAUCCCAUUCCUCAUCCUCCACAACAGAUUCCUCAAGAGAUUCCGAUUCAAAGCAUGUCAGCAGAACAAACAAAAGAAGCCUUUGAUGUUGCAAGAAACAGUCUUGAGCUUCUGUCUACUGUUCUAUCCUCAUCACCUCAACAGGACGCUUUGCAGGAUGACUUGACCUCGACACUUGUGCUGCAAUGUCGCCAAUCACAGCUAACUGUUCAAAGAAUGGUGGAGACAGGUGGAGAUGAUGAGGCGUUGUUGUUUGAGGCUUUGAGUGUGAAUGAUGAGAUCCAGAAGGUUUUGUCAAAGUAUGAAGAAAUGAAGAAACCUAAUGAGGUGCAACGGGAACCAGAACCUGCUAUGAUUGCUGUUGCUGCAGAGCCUGAUGAGCCAUCUCAUGUGGGGAAAGAAGAAUCUUUGAUUAGAAAGCCUGCAGGGUCUCGUGGGAACAACAGCAGCAACAACAACAACAAUGAUGAUAUGAUGGAUGAUCUUGAUGAGAUGAUCUUUGGGAAGAAAUCUGGUACCUCUGCUUCACCAAGAAAGGAUCAAAAGCCCAAAGAUGAUCUUAUUAGUUUUUAGGGUUAUAUAGCACAUUACUUUGUCACACUCUGGUCUUUAUGAACAUGAAUUUGGAUUCUUAUUUUGUGUCUUCUUUUAUUUUUAUAUUUUGGUUUGGGAAAGAUUAUAUGUGUAGCUUUACCACUAUUUCUACAAGCAUUUUGUGUUAAAAACAAGUUGGUUGUGGUUUGAACGGUUGCUAGAUUUUUACUCUAUAGAAACAAAAGAAGUUAUGUGACAAUCUGUUGGCAUAUUCUCACCUUUGUUGUUUCAAGUUAGAGCCCAAAGUUUCCUAAUCGCUGAUGCAAGUUCCUGUUUGUUGCGUAAAUGUUAGGGUAUUAUUACCCUUGUAAUGUGCUAUGAUGAAAACUAGUUAUCUACUUGUGAAUUUGGAUUGUUUGUAACAUCGUUUACAUACCAAG
Molecule: messenger RNA, 1589 nt
Organism: Lactuca saligna
Lineage: Eukaryota; Viridiplantae; Streptophyta; Magnoliopsida; Asterales; Asteraceae
Source: the annotation of a GenBank genome assembly